AUGGGUUUUGCUAGACAACCCAUAUUCCUUUCUUUUUUCCUGGUUUUGUUCACAAAUCUGAAGGCACCCCAUCUUGCAGAAUCUGCUUCUGAUUACUCUACUUUAGUCUACAAAGGUUGCUCAAAGGAGACUUUUACAGAUCCAAAUGGGGUAUACUCACAAGCACUUUCUACACUCUUUGGUUCAUUGGUUUCACAAUCCACCAAAACCAAGUUCUAUAAGGCCACUUCUGGUAGUGGCCAAAGCAGCAUAACUGGUCUCUUCCAAUGUAGAGGGGAUCUCAGCAAUUCUGAUUGCUACAACUGUGUUAGCAGACUCCCAGUUUUGUCUGACAAACUAUGUGGCAAAACCAUAGCUGCCAGAGUUCAACUACAAGGUUGUUAUAUGCUUUAUGAGGUUGCUGGUUUUUCACAAAUCUCAGGUAUGCAGAUGCUGUACAAGACUUGUGGUGGGACAAAUGCUGCUGGAAGUGGUUUUGAAGAGAGAAGAGACACUGCAUUCUCAGUGAUGGAAAAUGGGGUGGUUAGUGGUCAUGGUUUUUACACAACUAGCUACCAAUCUGUGUAUGUCAUGGGGCAAUGUGAGGGAGAUGUUGGUGAUUCUGAUUGUGGAGAGUGUGUGAAAAAUGCUGUGCAAAGAGCUGAAGUUGAAUGUGGUAGCUCUAUUUCAGGCCAAGUCUUUCUGCAUAAGUGCUUCAUUAGUUUUAACUAUUACCCAAAUGGGGUUCCAACUAGAUCAUCUUCAUCUGCAGCAUCAUCUUCUUCAUACUUUUCAUCUUCUGCAGGGCACAAUCCAGGGAAAACAGUGGCUAUUAUAUUAGGAGGGGUAGCUGCGGUGGCUUUUGUGAUUAUAUGCUUGCUAUUUGCUAGGAAUUUGAAGAAGAAACAUGAUGAUUAUUGACAGCAGAAAAUGGUUUCUGAGAAGGCAAAAUUCUUCAUGUGAUAAAUUGUUUUUACUUGUUCAGCUUAU
This is a messenger RNA of Gastrolobium bilobum, 969 nucleotides long. RefSeq names its product plasmodesmata-located protein 2-like. NCBI's taxonomy places the organism in Eukaryota, Viridiplantae, Streptophyta, Magnoliopsida, Fabales, Fabaceae. Gene Ontology annotation, cellular component: plasmodesma. The record is from RefSeq and is a predicted model, not a curated record. Bases 1 to 900 code for a protein of 299 amino acids. Gene Ontology annotation, biological process: transport of virus in multicellular host; plasmodesmata-mediated intercellular transport. The transcript is spliced from 3 exons.